CCUUCAGCAGUCCUUCUCAGCCGCUCCCGCCGCGCCUCCAGGCCCUCCCUUGGGACCUGCACACCUGCACAUUCCAGGUGCCUGCACCCCAGCAGCAGCCAUGAUGGCCAGCGCGUCAACCCUUGUGCUUCCCCCGGCCGGCGUCCGCGCGCUGGCACGGCCGGUGACGCGGCGCCCGGCGGUGGCGGUGCGGGCGGCGUCCACCCGCCUGCCCCCGCCCGGGUCCCAGCCCGCGCCCAAGAGCAAGGACAUGCCCGGCAGCGUGGGCGACAUCAUCUCCAUUGCCACCACCUUGGGCCUCACCGGCGCCUCCAUCGGCACCUACAUGGACGGCAUCCACAGCCGUGUGCAAGUGCUGGUGUAUGACAAGCUGCCGCUGGUGCACGGUGGCCUGCACACGUCGGCCGUGGUGCCGCCGCUGCUGGCAGCCUACUACAUGGUGCUGGGCGGCCUGGUCUACAAGGCCGACAGCUGGCUGCUGGAGGCGGGCGACCAGGCCACUGAGGACGCCUACCGGCGGUGCAGCCUGGGCACGAUGUGCCUGUCUUUUGGCUCCGUGGCGGCGGUGCUGGCGCUGUCCAGCGUGCUGUAUGACAACAACGUGCCCGCCGACCAAAUCUCGUGGGCGCUGGCCGGCUGCGCGGCGGUCAACUACCUCAUCUUUGAUGGCACCAAGCAGGGGCUGGCGCUGGCGCUGCUGUGCGCGCUGGCCUGCCCCGCGGCUGAGCUGAUGCUGAUGCACAUCCUGCAGCUGUGGCACUACCCGGGCGCCACGUUGUUCACCGAGAUCCCGCACUCCGGCAUCCCCAGCUGGGUGCCCUGGUGCUAUUUUGUCUACACCUCGGCCGUGGCCCAGCUGACGCGCUACCUGAAGAAGACCGAGUGAGGCGGCCCUGGCCGGCAGCCUCCACAACCGAGCCUCCACCAAGCACCAGGCCUCUACUCGCGCCCUGCGAUACUGCGCCGGCCGCCAGUUCCUCCCGCAGCAGUGGUGCUCAUGAGCUGCACUGCAAACGCACUGCAAAAUCCACACGCUUUCCAUCCAAAACUGUUGUACCCUGUGUUUCACUAGACGCUUCUAUCAUGUCUCCGCAUUGCCAUAGCUGUUUUUUCAACCUCCCAUCGUGCACUUGACCUGCGCCUGCGCAUGGCCCUCGAUAGCUGCACCCCAGCUGCAACCCCUGUGGUGACCACGCUCCACUUUUUCAACUCAAUUUUGUAAUUUUGCCCACUAGCGCAGGCAAACAUCGUUGAGAAGUGCCUUCAGUCUAACCUAGGGGAAAU
Messenger RNA from Chlorella variabilis, 1284 nucleotides. RefSeq lists its product as hypothetical. The coding region runs from base 101 to 886 and encodes 261 amino acids. Lineage: Eukaryota; Viridiplantae; Chlorophyta; Trebouxiophyceae; Chlorellales; Chlorellaceae. The transcript is spliced from 4 exons. The record is from RefSeq and is a predicted model, not a curated record.